GAUUGAAGGUCGGUGAAGGCGAUAAGUUGUAAUUGUCGCACAUUAACCACGGGAUGGAACCUGUGAAUUUGUUGAGAAAGAUAAGCUAGUACCUGACAUAAAUCAGUGUAGUUCAUAGAAAUUUCUAGGAAGGCUAGGAGCAACGAGAAAUCAAUUGUUGCUUGUGAAACACAAUGGGAGAAAUUACGGAGUAUUAGCUAAAGAUCCAACGCGGCAUGUCACCAAAUGACGCCUCACACUUAACCAAUCGUACGUUGCAGACAGCAGCUCUACCAGCAAGCAACGUGAGAAAAUACUUUUGAAGUAUGCGAAACCCUGAAGAAACAACCAAUCACCAGGCGGAGUUAAAACCGAUUCAGUGAUGGGUCCUAUAGGGAAACAGGAAUUAAAGGAAGGCCAGACGCUCGUGUCACAGACGGGUGCUAGAAAAAGAUCGGAAGUUCUCAAUAAUGUAGCAACGGAUGAUCGAUCGGAGGUUGUCACAGGUGGAGUGAAUGCGUUAUUAGGAGCUUGCGACUCAGUAGUUGCUGGCAGCGAUACUGCAGCUACGACGAACUCUGAAUCCGUUAAACAACGAGCGAAGGCAGCUGUAUUAAACUUUAAUCAGUAUAUGGAUAGGGGGCAACUAGAAAAUGCUGCUAAACCCAACAUUCUCCCCGAUCCUGACAAAGGAGUUGGCGAGGUAACACCAGAUCAAAUUUCUAAACUUUUGGUGCAAGCAAAAGCCGUAGGUGGUGUUUCAGGACAAAGAGUAACACUAGCUACAGUAGGUUUGUGCGGAAGCAUAAAGAAUACCGAAGCUGUGUCAGUUCAAAAGGCGACUGUUUUAAAAGAAGCUAUUGUUCAAACGACCAAACCUAUCAGGAAGGUAGACCGCCGGUCCUUAUCCAAGAAAAACAUUGCACAAACGAUAUCUAUGGUAGGAAAUACGGAUACUCCAAGUUUUUCACAGCUUAAACCUACGAAAGCUGCUCAGAUAUUAGGCGCCGUAAAAAUGAGAGGGCCGCAUCUAGUCCAAGACAGGAGGCAUUUUAGCGACUCAAACCGUGCACCAAUUUUGGUGUUUAAUCAAAGAAGGAGAAACGAUCCAGAUACAGAGCCAGCUGUGGUAACGGAACAGGCUCAGAAUGGAGGUCAUAAAAGGAACAUUAAUUAUACCCCAGUCGCCAGACCUGCAAGCCAUCUGCGCAUCGGUAUUUCUCAAAAGGCCCAAUUACCUCAACAUUUAAAAACAGCUGGGAACGUCAGAUCUGCUCGGACCACUGAUACAGCUCAGGCUACGAGAUGUUCACGAGAAGUAAUGCUAUCGUGCAAAACGGGGCUUUGCCUCAGUCUAGAUGCCACUGAAACUCCCAAGACUCCUAGAACUAUUCGAACAAGUGGAGAUGCUGAAAGCAACCGGUCUGCAAUCAAGUAUAAAGCUCUUCAAAGUUCGGUAUUGACUCGGAACGGUAAGCAUGGUCGGGAUGAGCAACCCUCCCUAAAUACGCACGUUGUUGAAGAAAAAAUAACAAACCGAGAAACGCGAGCAACUAGCUCAGCACUCAUAAGCCGAAACGCUAGUGCCACUGGACGAAAUGCAAAAUAUGGACCUAGUUUCACGCUGCCUUCAACUCACCGUCGUAGAACUUGUGUCAAGGGGGCUAAAACCCCUCAAGCUUCUUCAACAGUCGAAGCCGAUUCUUGUGGUCGAGGCACUGCAAAAGCCUCUCAAAACACGCGACCUCGCUCUGUCAGGGAUACGGGGGCACAGGGUGACGCAAAGAAAAUUGGACAUGUACGACAAACAUUAAUAAUGGAAGGAACCGGUGAUUGUUCGAGGAAACACAUUUGUUCUGGAAACGGCGUCAUUUGGAGGUUUGGCUAUCGUGGAAAAAAUCGAGGGGCACGUAUUCUAUUUCGAAACAGAAGUAAGACACCUGGAAGAGUCCGAUCAUUCAGUACGAACCAGCUAACUACGCGCGCUCAAGACCGUCGUGGUAAAGCAGCUGUGGAGGUUCGACCUGGUAAUCGACAGAGGACUACACAGGAAGCUCGUGGUUUUGGAAAAAAUAGGUCAGUUGCCAGGGGUCACACUGCUCGUCGAAGGGCUUCUGCGAAAGUGGGUAAUCGCCGUCAUCGAUGUAGGACAAACGCUGCGGAAUCUCGGAGCCACUUGGACCCAGGAACUAUGAUAGGCCGAAUUUAUAUACCAAGUCGUACGCGGGCUCGAAUUAGACCUGCUAGAAAUCAAAACCAAUGGGCAAGAUGGAGGCUAUGGGGAAGGCAGUGUCGCUGGAGUAGAAGAAUUCAACCGAGUAUCAAUACCAGUAGCGGUAGCGGAUCAAGCAGCAGUACACGUGCAAGAUACGGAUCCCGCUUAAGAGGAGGUUUUUCCUCUUCCGGGGAGUGUAGUGGUAGCGAAAGAAGUGAGUAUGAAGAUGAAGACCUAGAUUAUUCCGAUGAUGGCUGCGAAGAGGUCAGUUCUUGGCAGAGCAUGGAUGCGUCUACGGAAGCCGAAGAUGAUAAUGAGCUCAAUGUGUACGACCUGCGACAGGAUAAAACCGACCGGUAUGGCUACUUUUUAGAGAGAAACGAGGAUGUUUUAGAAGAGGAAACUAAUGAAUGUCACAAAACACCGCAAAAAUUCGAUCAGAGAGCGCAAUUCACACAGGUUAAUGCAAAGACUGCCCACGUGCCGCGGGACAGGUCCAGGGCGAAAGAAUCUAAAAAGCGAGAUGGUGCUAAAGGGAUACGACGUUCAGUUAAAGAAUUAAAAACAGGAAGUAAAUGCGAGGUUAUACCGAGAAAAGAAAUGAGUCGCAGAAAAAAGAAAAUCGCUAGAAAAUUAAGCCCAGUUAUUAUCGCAGCAGGAAGCACGGGUCUUCAUGGAGACGAAAAUCCUGAGCAGGAAACCAAGGAUAGAUCUGACAGAAGAGGCAGACAAGGUAGAACUAAGUCUCCUUUCAAAGCUAAAUCACCUACACGUAACAAAGGUACCACUAUAAUUAAAAGAACCAAAAAAGUUCGGGGGAGAAGUUUGCCUCCAGCUAAAACUGAUGAAGAGUUUGGCAAUACAGUCGAUUGGACGAAAUCGAUAAGAUGGGCCAAGGCCACAGACUGGACAAUAAGAAGUAUGAAGAAAAGCACUACACCUACACCUACACCUGCACCUAGGGUCCCUGCUAAAAAAAAAAAACCGAGGAAGUUUGAAGAUAUGGAACAACCAAUUCAACCUGAUGAGCCCGGCGAGCCAGCUGCAGGAAGCAGCCCAACUAUGGACGAGCUAGAACAAGCCUUGGUGAACACUAGAGGUCCUACAGGGGCAGGAAUCCGUAUGGCCAAAUCUGCAAGAAGCAUCGGUAUUACCUGCGCGUUCCCUAGACCUUGUAAGUCACACGCGAGACACAACCUUUCAACGAAACAACUAUCUCCUGGAAGCCGUGAAAUUUCCAUGGAACAUCGACACUGUGAAAGUGACAAACCCGACGAAAAUCGUGCGUGCUUUGGAUUGCAGAAUUUCUCUUCCCGACGUAGGUCUCCUACAAGGCAAUCUGCUUUAAGAUCUAAAUCUUAUACACGAUGUAGGUCUGAAGGCCCAUCGUACGGCGUGGUGCUUUUUGCUUCGGAAAAGAGGAAGUCUUCCAUACGAGGUGUGGUAUCGGAUGUCGCAUCGGAUCGUAGACACAUUCGAUUUUCGUCAAUCGAUGCUUCCCAUACCGGUGCAAGAAGUUCUACUAAUGAGGAACAUCCUACAGAAAGGGAGUCUUCUACGAAUUAAAGACCUCGAUUCUGAAGUAGUGACGCCAAUUUUAUAUCGCUGGUUCCGAAUUUCUUAAAACAUUCAUUUAGUUGAUUCGACGUUUCUCACAUUGCAGGGAUUCUUUAGCGCAUGUCUUAUAGCGAUUUUGGAGUAUGAACAUACAAGUUACAAAAUGAACUUCGGAUGCGUAAGCGACCACAGGUAGCAUUUUGCGCGCCUAUCUGCACAGUAUACCAACAUAGCAAAAGGAAUCGCUUGGCCCCGUAGUACCGAUAGUUACUACAUUCCAAAGUUGUCCCGAAAGCAUUCGUUUGUGAUAAAACGAUUAGUUAUACCGCAUGACUGUGAUCUAAGACAAGAAUGUUCUUGAGAGGUUCCUUUAUAAUCGAUAAACAAUUCCCUAUUUAUGUGCUCAUCGUAAGGGGAAGAACGAAGUGAGGUGCAGGGUUUAGUAAGAAGGAUGUCAGUGGACACCCAAGUGCCGCAAUGCACACCAACAUGUUAAGCUGUCAUGCAUUAGUUAGCGAAUCUCUAACAAUGAAUUGAUUUGUUUAAGCUGAAUUUAUAUAAAUAAAUUAUAUUGACGAUCAUUUACUAAGCGGA
Messenger RNA from Varroa destructor (honeybee mite), 4345 nucleotides. RefSeq lists its product as uncharacterized. The record is from RefSeq and is a predicted model, not a curated record. Lineage: Eukaryota; Metazoa; Arthropoda; Arachnida; Mesostigmata; Varroidae.